GCUGUCACCAGCCCGGCGAGCUGCUGGCCUGCUCCGGCUGCCCAUCCGCCCGCCACAGCAAGUGUCUGACGGAAGCCGAGCGUCAGACGCCCUUCACCUGCCCACAGUGUCAGAUGGCCGCAGCGGAGCAAUGUGAUAUCAAGAAGAAAACACUCAACACGCUUUUGGGGUACACCGUUCUUCGCCUUAAAGCAAGGAUGCUGCCGCUGACGGCGGAGGACGCCGGCGUGCUCUCCCCCAGCUCGGACCCCGAGCAGCGCUUCCGCACCGCCUACCUGCUCUACCGGCCGCUGGAGAUCUUCGACAUCGAGGACAAGCUUGACAGACAGGUGUACAGCAAGCUGUCGGAGUUUGAAGGUGACGUGCGGUUGAUGGUGCACAACAUUAUCGUCAUGAACGGAGCGGAGUCGCAGGCGGCGGCGGUGGCCGGCCAGGUGCUGCAGGACUGUCUGCAUGACGUCCAGGAGAUCCGCAUCUGCCGCGAUUGCUACCGCAUGUCCAACGAGAAGCCCGGCAAGAACUGGUUCUGUCGGCCCUGCCGGCCGCCGCACGAGCUCGUCUUCGCCAAGCAGAAGGGCUACCCGUUCUGGCCCGCCAAGGUGAUGAAGACGGAGAACGACAUGUUUGAUGUGCGAUUUUUCGGCGAGCCUCACGAGAGGGCGUUCGUGACGCGGGGGCAGAUCCGGCCCAUCACUACCUCGCUGCAGGCGCUACAGAUCAAGCGAAGCAACCCCUGGACGCGCGCCCAUGACGAGCUGAAGCGGCACCAGGCGCAGCUGCGCCGCGUGGAGGAGCAGCCGUCGCUGCUCAACUCCGACUCGGAGCCGGGACUCGAGUCAGAGCCAGAGUCGACCGACUCGCCGCUGCGGGAGGGCGCCGCCCCGCCUCCGACCAAGCGACGUCGCAGGGCCUUCGAUCCGGACGAGGAUGGCCUGGUCGAGGUCAAGGACUGCUCCAUCGUCGUCCAGAAGGUGGAGAACGACAAGCAGCCGGCCUGCCUGCCGUCGCCCGACGACCAGGUGACGUCAUCGUGCCAAGAGCCACAGCCGCGCACCGUCGCCACCCAGACGCCGGCCAAGUUCCUGCGCACCGGCGCCACCGAGCAGCAACACCCGAGCCCGGCCGUCAGCGAGGAGCGCGUCCGUCAGCUGGAGAAGGAGCUGGAGCGGGCGCGCCAGGCGCACAAGCAGGAGCUGGCCAGCCUGGAUACCCAGUACCGCCAGCAGCUGUCCGCCUCCAAACGCAAGCAGUGGUGCUUCAAUUGCGAACAGGAGGCCAUCUACCACUGCUGCUGGAACACCGCCUACUGCAGCACCGAGUGCCAACAGGUCCACUGGCACAAGGAGCACAAGCGUGUCUGUCGCCGUAAGCGCACGCUGUGAGCGGGGUCCCGGAGGGGUGAGACGGCCGGAGCGGCCGUGCCGGGCCCCGGCUGCCGUGUGCGGCGGGCGAACGGCCGUCAGCGGCGCCUGCGGACGCUCGUCAUGUGGCGGCGUACCCGCGAGAACGGAGCCACCCGCCGACCGGCUACCGUGGGCGACAGUGUGCCGACCUGCGGACCGAGAUUGGCCGGGCGCGCGACGUCACGCCUCGCCGCCACAGUCAGUCCAGACGCCUCGGGACCCGGCGGCCGGGCCCUGUAUACUGAGCUUAGCCAUAGGGGUUCUGCGUAUCAUGUGCUUACCUGUCCUGUCCCAUUCUUGUUCGGCCUCUCCCCAGCCUACGAGUGAACAGGCUUGCCAGAUCGUGGCCCUGCCGGUCCAGAGCACGGGCAUUGUCUCUAGCAAAUCGUGGGGUGCCAGCCUGUCAGCGCCGCCUCUGUGAAGGCAGAAGUCACUGGGCCUGUGGACGUGCCGGCGGCGGGGCCCACCCAGCGCCCGUCCGGUGACGGGAGAUUCCGGCGUGCCAGUGAGGCUCGUGUGCCACUGUCGCUGCCGGGGGGCACGGGUUGCAGCGGCCGCGCUCAGCUGCGGCGAGAGGCGACGCGUUCGUGUAAAUACCGUAGCCAGGGCAUUGGAUCGGUCUUUCGCUCGGCGGGCCGCGGCGGACACCAGGGCGGCGCAAGUGGCCAGGCGCGGCGCCACGCUAGUCGGCAUGUGUGCUGUGCAUCGAUGACGAGUUAAUCCCGGCUUGGCCUCCCACACACUGCACCCCGUGCAACCAUCGUGUCGAUCAUGCAGCAUGCAGUGAUUUGGGCUCAUUUGUGACCGAGUGUGGUAUCCAGGCGUGGCGGAGCCGGCCGAUUGUAUGACGUUUGCGACGUGUUAUGUUAGAGUGUGAUGUGUUUACGCUAUGCACCGGCCGGGACGCGUCAGUGAUUUUAGUGUGCGCACCCGUGUCUAUGAGGUCCCCAGCAUGGACCGACCGGACAGGCUGCUACCGCACCAAUCAUAGCAAAUCGUUGUGAGUCGUGCAAUGACGCAUUUCCGUAGUGUUGCCCAGUGAACGUGUGCCACAACGGGAUGGUUAUCCAGAGGCUCUUUCUGUGCACGUGUGUGUGCUCUGUGUGACCGAUCGUUGGUCUUAUCUGUCCUGAAUUUGCGUACACGUGCCUGUGUAUGGGUCUCUCGGACGAUGUUUCAAUAUUCGGAUAAUCGCCAUUGCAAGGCCUCGAAUCACCCCAUUUCUCCAACGCCCAGCCUUCACCGGUUCAGACGUGCUGUGUGCCGGUGCGUCCUGUUGAUCCGUAGGGCGUCCUUCACAGGGCCUGUCGGUCCGUAGGGUGUUCUUCAGGGCCUGCCGGUCCGUAGGGCGUCCUUCAGGCCCUGUCGAUCCGUAGGGCGUCCUUCACGGGGCCUGUCGAUCCGUAGGGCGUCCUUCACGGGGCCUGUCGGUCCGUAGGGUGUCCUUCAGGCCCUGUCGGUCCGUAGGGCGUCCUUCACGGGGCCUGUCGGUCCGUAGGGCAUCCUUCAGGGCCUGUCGGUCCGUAGGGCUGCCUCCGCUGGGCUUGUGGGUCCAUAGGGCUGCGUUCGCGGAGCGUGUACUCUGUUCCAUCGUUAUCACGGCACGUGUGGAAGGGGUGGCGUGUCGCUGGGCUGAAGCGGCCAGCGUUCACUACCACUGGAUCUUGCCCAGGCGCGCGUUGUUGUAAUACAUGU
Pollicipes pollicipes is the source of this 3098-nucleotide messenger RNA. RefSeq names its product zinc finger MYND domain-containing protein 11. Gene Ontology annotation, biological process: regulation of signal transduction; regulation of transcription elongation by RNA polymerase II. NCBI's taxonomy places the organism in Eukaryota, Metazoa, Arthropoda, Thecostraca, Pollicipedomorpha, Pollicipedidae. The record is from RefSeq and is a predicted model, not a curated record. Gene Ontology annotation, molecular function: transcription corepressor activity. Gene Ontology annotation, cellular component: nucleus. The transcript is spliced from 10 exons. Bases 114 to 1382 code for a protein of 422 amino acids.